Messenger RNA from Arxiozyma heterogenica, 1248 nucleotides. RefSeq names its product phosphoglycerate kinase (gene PGK1). The record is from RefSeq and is a predicted model, not a curated record. Lineage: Eukaryota; Fungi; Ascomycota; Saccharomycetes; Saccharomycetales; Saccharomycetaceae. The coding region runs from base 1 to 1248 and encodes 415 amino acids. The transcript has a single exon. Gene Ontology annotation, molecular function: ATP binding; phosphoglycerate kinase activity; ADP binding. Gene Ontology annotation, cellular component: cytosol. Gene Ontology annotation, biological process: glycolytic process; gluconeogenesis.
AUGUCUUUAUCUUCUAAGUUAACUGUCCAAGAUUUGGAAUUGAAGGACAAGCGUGUCUUCAUCAGAGUCGAUUUCAACGUCCCAUUAGACGGUAAGACCAUCACCUCUAACCAAAGAAUUGUUGCUGCUUUACCAACUAUCAAGUACGUCUUAGAACACAACCCAAGAUACGUUGUCUUAGCUUCUCACUUGGGUAGACCAAACGGUGAAAGAAACGACAAAUACUCUUUAGCCCCAGUUGCUGAAGAAUUACAAAAGUUAUUAGGUAAGCCAGUUACUUUCUUAAACGACUGUGUUGGUCCAGAAGUUGAAGCCGCUUGCAAGGCUUCUGCUCCAGGUUCUGUUAUCUUAUUAGAAAACUUAAGAUAUCACAUUGAAGAAGAAGGUUCCAGAAAGGUUGACGGCCAAAAGGUCAAGGCUUCCAAGGAAGACGUUGCUAAGUUCAGAGAACAAUUAUCUUCCUUAGCUGAUGUUUACGUUAACGAUGCCUUCGGUACUGCUCACAGAGCCCACUCUUCUAUGGUUGGUUUCGACUUGCCACAAAGAGCUGCUGGUUUCUUAUUAACCAAGGAAUUACAAUACUUUGGUAAGGCUUUAGAAAACCCAACCAGACCAUUCUUGGCUAUCUUAGGUGGUGCUAAGGUUGCUGACAAGAUUCAAUUGAUUGACAACUUAUUAGACAAGGUUGACUCUAUCAUCAUUGGUGGUGGUAUGGCUUUCACCUUCAAGAAGGUUUUAGAAAACACUGAAAUUGGUGACUCCAUCUUCGACAAGGCUGGUGCUGAAAUUGUUCCAAAGUUAAUUGAAAAGGCUAAGGCUAAGAACGUCGAAGUUGUCUUACCAGUUGACUUCGUCAUUGCUGACGCUUUCUCUCCAGAAGCUAACACCAAGGUUGUCUCCGACAAGGAAGGUAUCCCAGCUGGCUGGCAAGGUUUAGACAAUGGUCCAGAAUCCAGAAAAUUAUUCGCUGCUACUAUUGCUAAGGCUAAGACCAUUGUCUGGAACGGUCCACCAGGUGUUUUCGAAUUCGAAAAGUUCGCUGAAGGUACCAAGGCUAUGUUAGACGAAGUCGUCAAGUCUUGUGAAGCCGGUAACACUGUUAUCAUUGGUGGUGGUGACACUGCUACUGUUGCCAAGAAGUACGGUGUCGUUGAGAAGAUCUCCCACGUCUCCACUGGUGGUGGUGCUUCCUUAGAAUUGUUAGAAGGUAAGGAAUUACCAGGUGUUGCUUACUUAUCUCAAAAAUAA